AUGGCGGCGCCAUGGCAGAUGAAGGAGACGGAGAGCGAAGUUCGAGUGCUGGUGAAGAUGAAGAACGCAAAACCACCAGUUGUUACGAUACAAGGAUCAUUAGCUGAAGUUCGAGUCAUCAGCCACGCGGUCGACGUAAAGCCUCAGAAUGUGACGAUCACGUUCAAGAAGGCCUUGCCUUGCCUGUGGAACAAGUUGCCUACAAUUCUGGAUGGAAAGAGGGCCAAGACUGUCGCUAAGACGGUUGCGGUGGAGGCAGCGAGGGAGGUCGAGCCCUCCCAGGAGCUCCAAAGCUCCACCCCUCGCCCUCCCCCAGCUGCUCCCCCAGCGACCGAGAGGGAGGAGACGAUGCGCGAGCAGAAGACACAAGAGAGCAGGAAGAAGGAGACGGACCUGCAUCCUCUUCUCAUGGAGCAGAGGCAGCAAGUCAUAAGGAGCCAUUCUCUCAAGGAGCUUCAAGUCUCCAAGAUGCGCGAUAGCCUUCUCUCAAGCCUUCGCUCUGGACAGUUCGAGAAAGAAGUCGACCAGCUUCUCGCAGACAAGAUGCCCCAAGAAGUUCCGUCGACGAUGAGGGGCCUGGUGGUUCUCAACGCCCUCGACCAGGACGGCAACUCGCUUCUUCAUCACUGCGCCCUGCUCAAGGAAUGGCGAGCCAUGGCGGAAGCGGCUGAACGAGGAGCGAGCCCAUGGAUGAAGAACAAGGAGGAAGCCACGGCCCUCACGCUUAUCGAUCGACUUCACCCGACAGCCGCGCGUUUCAAGAAAGUUCUUUUAAACAAGUGCCACAAGUGGAGCUCGUUGAAUCUCGUGGCUAAGACCCCGAGUGAAGGCAACGACACGAUGAAUGAAGAUGAGAAGGAGUCGGGAUGCUGGGAGGAGGGAUUGGAUGUACAUCGAGAUGGUGAAGAUGGAGAUGCUGCUGCUGCUGCUGCUGCUGCUGCUGAUGAUGAUGAUGAUGAUGAUGAUGUCGUUGUUGAUGUUGUUGAUGAUGAUGAUGAUGUUGUUGUUGUUGUUGUUGUUGUUGAUGAUGAUGAUGAUGAUGAUGAUGAUGAGGAGGAGGAUGAAAGGAUUUCAAAGAAGGCAGCAGGCAAGAAGAAGAAGAAGAAGAAGAGCAAGGCGAAUGACGUGGAGGCUCUCGGUCGGAGGUUGGCCGACGCGCAAGCGAACUUGAAGACGCUCGACCGGAUGUCGGACGAGGCGCAAGCGCGACGGGAGCGAGCGGAGGCUGAAGUGAGCCUUGCCGGAUGCGAGAUUGAGGAGAUUGAGAGGAACAUAAAGCAACUUGAAGCCCUCAAGGCAAUCAAGUUGAAGCAUCUCGACGAUCUGACGAAAGAGAAACAAGAAGCAUCCAGGGUGGUGGAGGCGCAGGAGAAAAGGUGGGCCGAAGGAGUCGCAGAGGUCACGAGGUUGCGACAGCAGCUUGAAGAGGCUCGAGAGGGCGAAGGCAAGGGACAAGAGGAGGGAGACGCAAGAGAAGCGGAAGACACAAGGGGAGGGGCUGUGAAGGAGGUGAAGAACCAACGAAACAAGGACAGGAGAGACGUGGAGACGAGAAUCCAAGCCCCGAAAGGUCCUGUCAACGUCCAAAGCCAAGAGCUUGGGGCAGGAGGACAGCAAGGUGGUGGUGGUGGUGGUGGUGGAGGAGGAGGUGGUCAGCAAGGAGGAUACAAGCGAGUAGAGAUCAUCGAGUCCGACGAGGACAGCGAGGGGGAGGAGGAGGAGAAGGAAACAGGACAUCCGCAGGAGACGAGCUAUCAAUGGAAGGAUGGGUCCAGUGGCUGUGGCUGGAGCGGAGCGAUGUGA
Molecule: messenger RNA, 1803 nt
Organism: Guillardia theta CCMP2712
Lineage: Eukaryota; Cryptophyceae; Pyrenomonadales; Geminigeraceae
Exons: 20
Coding region: 1-1803 (600 amino acids)
Source: RefSeq, a predicted model, not a curated record